This is a messenger RNA of Eurypyga helias (sunbittern), 630 nucleotides long. It is a transcript of the gene KDM8, whose product is annotated as lysine (K)-specific demethylase 8. Gene Ontology annotation, molecular function: histone H3K36 demethylase activity. The annotation marks the transcript as partial. The record is from RefSeq and is a predicted model, not a curated record. The transcript has 6 exons. Gene Ontology annotation, cellular component: nucleus. NCBI's taxonomy places the organism in Eukaryota, Metazoa, Chordata, Aves, Eurypygiformes, Eurypygidae.
GUGCUGGAGGGCGUCAUGGACCACUGGCCCUGCAUGGGGAAGUGGAGUGUGGACUAUCUCUGUCGAGUCGCAGGGUGCCGCACAGUCCCUGUGGAACUGGGUGCCCGGUACACAGAUGAGGAAUGGUCUCAGAAGCUCAUGACUGUCCGCGACUUCAUCGACCAGUACAUUGUGAACAAGGACAGUGUGGGAUACCUUGCCCAGCACCAACUUUUUGAUCAGAUCCCAGAAUUAAAAGAGGAUAUCAGUAUCCCCGACUACUGCUGCCUGGGAGAAGGGGAAGAAGAUGACAUCACCAUUAACGCUUGGUUUGGUCCGGAAGGCACCGUCUCACCUCUUCACCAGGAUCCCCAGCAGAAUUUUUUAGCCCAGGUAUUUGGACGAAAGUAUAUCCGCCUGUACUCACCGCAGGAGUCGGAAAACCUGUACCCACAUGACAGCCAGCUGCUUCACAACACUAGUCAGGUUGAUGUGGAAGAUCCUGACUUUUCCAAGUUCCCCAAUUUCAGGAAGGCUGCGUUUCAGUCCUGUGUACUGAUGCCUGGCCAGGUGCUGUUCAUUCCAGUUAAAUACUGGCACUACGUACGGUCGCUUGAUAUCAGCUUCUCCGUCAGCUUCUGGUGGUCAUAG